AUGGCUCUUGAAGAUUCCAACAAGAUUUUGACCGCUGCCCGAGAUUUCAUUACUUCAGUUGACAUUUUCACAGCUGCUGAUCAUCAAUUAAACAGGCAGAAAUCGCAGGCGACAUCUGCUCUCGAAAAAGCCAGUCAGAACAUUGCUAGGGAGUCUAGCAACCAAAAUAUGCCUUUUUCUGCAUCACGCGACUUGGUCUGGGCUACCCUACUCCACCUCCACUUGCUGCAUGACCACACCGAUCGGCUGUCCUCGUCAAGCUCAAAGGCUGUUGUCUUAGGGAAUGUGGCCUCAGAGGGCGGAAAAGCGGAGGCCACUCAGACUAAUGAGAAGAUCAACAAAGUUGAUUUAGAUACUGAGCUCGAUGGACUGAAGUCUAUUAGCGAAAGUCAGAAUAGAGUAGUUCAAGUAGACUGGGCAGGUGCCAGUGUUUUCUCUGGCUAUCCCUGCAUUAUUCUUCUUCUUUCAUGGCUUUUGGAGCACUUGGAGCCAUACUCAGACUCCCCUAUUCCGAGUCCAGCUCUUAGACCUCCUCUUCCAUUAAACCUGAUCAACUUGAUCAACCAAUUGCUGUGCUCCCAGUUGAAGAUCGAUUUACCUCCUCUUGAUUCCGAAUCUAAAAUACUUCCUUCGCAGUUACAUCCACGUCAAAAUACAUUGGGACCAGGAGCCUCCUCUUCCAAAGCUCAGGAAGAUCAGACUUUUUCGAUUGGAGUCGAAGAUGAUCGGUACAUAACGACGAACUGGUUAGGCGAUUCGAACAAAGCUCAGAAAGCCAAAUUCAUAUCUACUGCGGUACAUCAGCAGUCAUUCGUAUGCCUGCCCGAGGCCUAUAUUCUCAUGGUAGGUAAUUGGACAGUUUAUUUGGAGACAAUCAUUAGAUCUUGA
This is a messenger RNA of Protopolystoma xenopodis, 888 nucleotides long. The record is from the annotation of a GenBank genome assembly. Lineage: Eukaryota; Metazoa; Platyhelminthes; Monogenea; Polystomatidea; Polystomatidae.